Meyerozyma guilliermondii ATCC 6260 is the source of this 1584-nucleotide messenger RNA. RefSeq lists its product as uncharacterized. Bases 1 to 1584 code for a protein of 527 amino acids. Gene Ontology annotation, cellular component: endoplasmic reticulum. Lineage: Eukaryota; Fungi; Ascomycota; Pichiomycetes; Serinales; Debaryomycetaceae. Gene Ontology annotation, molecular function: misfolded protein binding; protein-folding chaperone binding. The record is from RefSeq and is a predicted model, not a curated record. The transcript has a single exon.
AUGUCGGCCGUGCAAGAUUACUACCAAACGUUGGGACUUAGACACGGAGCCAGUGAUGAAGAUAUUAAAAAAGCCUUCAAAAAACUUGCUAUUAAGUACCAUCCCGAUAAAACUGAUGAUAAACAACACCAUGCCAUGUUCAUCAAGAUCAACGAAGCAUACGAAACAUUGAAAGGACCCGAUACACGACGAGAAUACGAUAAAACACACGGAUUCUCCUCGAGUUAUACUGCUGCUCCAUCUUAUACACCUUUUGCUACACAGAACACAACCUCAUCCACAUCAUCUACUUUCACAUAUUCAUACGGCAGUUCAUUCCGUGAUAGUUAUUAUGGGAUGUACCAGCAUUACUACCGCAGUCCCUUCUCCAACAUAUUUGCCAGGGCAAGGCCAGAUAAUCAGGAACAGGAAAAGAAGAAGAAACCAUUUGAUAGUCGGUACAAAAGCGAACUAGAAGAGUUCAAUGAACGACUCCGUCGUGCACGGAAGGACAACUAUAACCAGCAUUCAAACGUCAGCAAUCCCGGCGAAGGCACAACCACUGAUGAAUCUGAAGAGAAGGAGUAUGCUGACAGGAAACAUGAAGAGAUGCGACGCCAAUGGGAGUCACCGUUCCGUCAAUAUGACCCCGACAAAGUGGAUCAAGAAUUUGUCAAGACCAGCCGCAAUGGACACCACGAGUCUCCCACGCCGACGAACAAAGGCGAGGACAAAAGUGACCCCAUUGUUGUCGAAGAAGCAUCUGGCGAAUCCGAGGAUGAAUUUGUGACCGUGGUGGAGGAUUUGGAUGAAACCAAUCCCCCUUCAGCCAAACCUUCGCCCUUGUUUCAGGCUCGUACAACUCUGCACUCGCCAGAGAAACCGUCUACCCAGUUCAAAACGAAUGCUCGUACAAGUUUCAUGAGAAAUGACCCUCCGAAACGACCCAAAACAGGUGGCUUUGAAUUUGACGAUCUCAAGAGCAGUUUAGGAACGAACAUCAAUGAUGUAGAUCUCAAUGAGAUCCUCGAUAGCCUACCAGAUCAAAAGCGUCAACGAAGCACGAGCGGUCAGCAGACCGGUCUUGACACUAAGCGACCCAAAUACGAAUACCUUGAUGGGACGAGCAAAGCUGAUACACUCCACAAACCUGUCAACAAGAAAACAUAUAGCAGUUUUCUGGCUGCGUCACAAGAGCCCAAGACUGGUCUGUCACAGGAGCCCUUGACAAUGCUUGAUCUUCAUGCCUCAGACAAAAUCCACCAAUACGAACCACCAGUGCCUCCAAAUGUCAUCGUUGAACCUCAAAUGACCAAAGAGACUUGGGAGAUAUACGUAUCAGACAUACAGAAAUACGAGCGCCAGUUCCUCGACUAUAAGCAGCACAUUGUGCAAUAUCAAUUUGAGAGGUCCAAGAAGGAUGCACAGUAUUACGAAGUCAUUAACAGCCAGACCCAAAGCUUUGAAACUUAUCAGCAAUGCUUGAAUCAAGACGUUGAAGUCCUCCAAAAGUACUUGGACCUGCUACGCAUAUACACCACAACUAUGGAAGUUUACAAACAGAAUUGCAAAUGGAUGCAACUGCGACAGGUUCAGGAAGAGUAA